AUGGCCGAGGUGUGCAUGGAGAAUUACGACACUCAAUUCCGCACAACCACCAAAACUGGUGAUAUCCUGGUGACAGGCUUCAACUUUGGCUGUGGAUCCUCAAGAGAACAAGCUGCGACUGCCAUCUUAGCGAAACAGAUUCCUCUCGUCGUUGCCGGUAGUUUCGGAAACAUCUUCAGCCGUAACAGCAUCAACAAUGCUCUCCUCGGCGUCGAACUGCCAGCACUUGUACAUCGUCUCCGCGAAACGUACAAGGACGAAACUGAGAAAGUCCUGACCCGCCGCACUGGGUGGAGGCUGCUCUGGGAUAUCCGCCGCUCCAAAGUUGUCGUUACCGAAAAGGAUGGCUCCUCAUGGGAGCAGAAAGUCGGCGAGAUCCCCCCCAACGUGCAAGAAAUCAUUGCUUGCGGCGGACUUGAAGGCUGGGUCAAGACCAAGAUUGCGGCUGAAAAGCGAUAA
Messenger RNA from Metarhizium album ARSEF 1941, 459 nucleotides. RefSeq names its product homoaconitase. NCBI's taxonomy places the organism in Eukaryota, Fungi, Ascomycota, Sordariomycetes, Hypocreales, Clavicipitaceae. The coding region runs from base 1 to 459 and encodes 152 amino acids. The transcript has 2 exons. The record is from RefSeq and is a predicted model, not a curated record.